AUGGGCAUCAAAACUGACAUCACACUUUACACGGAGGGCACCCCCAACGGGCUGAAGAUAUCCAUUGCUUUGGAGGAACUAGGUCUUGACUACAAGGUCGUCACUUUGGACUUUAGCAAACAUGAGCAGAAAGAGCCAUGGUUCCAGGACAUCAAUCCCAACGGUCGCAUUCCAGCCAUCACUGAUAAAGAUGAAAGUGGCAACGAGGUUAAAAUAUUCGAGAGCGGGGCAAUUCUCGAGUACCUCGUCGCCAGGUACGAUGAGAAUCACAAGAUAUCUUAUCCUUACAAAUCAAAGGAGCAUUGGGAGACCACCAGCUGGCUGAUGUGGCAAGUCUCUGGCCUCGGACCUAUGCAGGGUCAAGCGAACCACUUUACUCGCUAUGCACCAGAGAAACUAAAGUAUCCUAUUGACCGCUACAUUAGCGAGAGUAACCGCCUCUACCGCACUUUGGAUCGGCAGCUUGCCAAGAACGGAACUGGCUACAUCGUCGGAGAUAAACUUACCGUUGCGGAUAUCUCUGUUUGGCCAUGGGUGGCCGCCCACAACUUUUCCGGACUUCCCGACGUCAUGAAGUACAUUCACAUCAAGAAGUGGUUCGACAAUCUUUUGGAACGGCCUGGAUUCGAGGCUGGCCGCAAUGUACCUAGACCUCACUUCCACAUCACGCUCAAUGACCUGCCUGAGGAAGAACUAGGAAAGUUUGCAGAGCCGGGAAUCAAGUGGCAGAAUGAGGCGAGGGAGAGGGAGGCUGCAUUGUGA
This is a messenger RNA of Fusarium pseudograminearum CS3096, 762 nucleotides long. RefSeq lists its product as uncharacterized. The transcript has 4 exons. Bases 1 to 762 code for a protein of 253 amino acids. NCBI's taxonomy places the organism in Eukaryota, Fungi, Ascomycota, Sordariomycetes, Hypocreales, Nectriaceae. The record is from RefSeq and is a predicted model, not a curated record.